Molecule: messenger RNA, 409 nt
Organism: Lolium perenne
Lineage: Eukaryota; Viridiplantae; Streptophyta; Magnoliopsida; Poales; Poaceae
Source: RefSeq, a predicted model, not a curated record
AAUGUAUAUCAAUUCUCCAGAUUCUAGGCAAGGCAAUUGGUGCUGGAGUAGUUCCAGUAAGUGCAGUUCUCGCGGAUAAGGAUAUCAUGCUGUGUAUCAAACCAGGAGAGCAUGGAAGUACAUUUGGUGGAAACCCAUUGGCAAGUGCUGUGGCAGUUGCAUCACUGAAAGUGAUCAAAGAUGAAGGCCUUGUUCAAAGAGCUGCGGAGUUAGGUCAGGAGUUCAGAAAUCAGUUACAAAAGGUUCAGCAGAAAUUUCCGCAUAUUAUCAGGAAAUACGUGGGAGAGGUUUGCUCAAUGCAGUGGACCUAAGCAACAAAGCUCUAUACCCUGCUUCUGCAUAUGAUAUUUGCAUUAAGCUCAAGGAGAGAGGCAUUCUAGCAAAGCCUACGCAUGACACCAUAAUUCGA